GAGGAGGAGGAGGAGGAGGAGGAGGAGAAGCGGGAGGCAGCAUGGUGCCUGGGGCACCAUGGGCCCCGACAGAGUGACAGCCAGGGAACUGUGUGAGAAUGACGACCUCGCCACCAGCCUCGUCCUGGACCCCUACCUCGGCUUCCGCACCCAUAAGAUGAACGUCAGCCCCGUGCCCCCCCUGCGGCGACGGCACCACCUGCGCUCAGCGCUGGAGGCCUUCCUGAGGCAGCGGGACCUGGAGGCUGCGUACCGGGCCCUGACGCUGGGAGGCUGCAUGGCCCACUACUUCCAGAGCCGGGGCCCGCGGCAGGAGGCUGCCCUCAAGACCCACAUCUAUCGCUACCUCCGAGCCUUCCUGCCCGAAAGCGGCUUCACCAUCUUGCCCUGUACCCGUUAUUCCAUGGAGACAAAUGGAGCCAAGAUUGUGUCUACCCGCGCUUGGAAAAAGAACGAGAAGUUGGAGCUGCUGGUGGGCUGCAUCGCGGAGCUGCGAGAGGCCGACGAGGGGCUGCUGAGGGCCGGGGAGAACGACUUCAGUAUCAUGUACUCCACCCGCAAGCGCAGCGCUCAGCUGUGGCUCGGCCCGGCCGCCUUCAUCAACCACGACUGCAAACCCAACUGCAAGUUCGUACCUGCAGAUGGAAACGCAGCCUGCGUGAAGGUGCUGCGGGACAUCGAGCCGGGGGACGAGGUGACCUGCUUCUAUGGCGAAGGCUUCUUCGGUGAAAAGAAUGAGCACUGUGAAUGCUACACCUGCGAGAGGAGAGGUGAAGGAGCUUUCCGACUGCAGCCCAAGGAGCUCCUGCCGCCCCGGCCCGUGGACAAGUAUGAGCUCCGGGAGACGAAGCGGCGGCUGCAGCAGGGCCUGGAUGGCCCCCGGGCCUGUGCCCACCCAGCCCCGCUGCGCCGGGACCCGUUCUGCGCUGCCUGCCAGCCCCUGCGCCCCCCGCCCUGCGGCGCCCGCCCCGAUGCCUCGCCCCUCUGGCUCCAGUGGCUGCCUCAGCCCCAGCUCCGGGUGCGUCCCCGGAGGCGCCGACGCCCCCCGCCCCGGCGGGCCCCGGCGCCCCCCGCUCUCCGUGCUGCCCGCGUCUCCCUGCACCGAUGGGGAGGCUGUGGCCCCCACUGCUGCCUGCAGGCGGAGGCCCUGGUGGCCCUGGGGCCGGCCGCCCGUGCCCGCUGGGCCCCCCAGCAGGACUGGCACUGGGCCCGGCGCUACGGGCUGCCUUACGUGGUACGUGUGGACCUGAGCCGUGUGGCCCCGGCCCCGCCUGCCGCUGCCACCCCCGCCCCUGCCGGGACCCCAGGCCCCGUCCCCAUCCCCAAGCAGGCCCUUGCCUUUGCCCCCUUCUCCCCACCCAAGCGCCUGCGGCUGGUGGUCAGCCAUGGCUCCAUUGACCUGGAUGUCAACGGUGAUGGGCCGUGACGGGCUGGAUAGGGAGGCCCAGGCUGGGAGAAGACGACGUCCCUCCUGGUCCCCUCCGCCCUGAGUUCUCAGUAACCAACCUCCAGAAGGAGCUCUUGGACCUCUGGGAGGGCGUUGACUUUCAACCCCAGCACAGCUCUGACCCUGGGGGCGGGUUGGUUUGGACACCCCUGGGGAUCUGACCCCUGACCCUUCGCGACUGCUGACCCCUGAGCCACCCCCAUCCUAGCAGGGAGCCCUGGCCAUUGCCGCCCUCCCACCCCAGCCCCAGCCUCAGGGCUGAAGGAGCUGUUCCCUCCCCACCCGCCUUCUCCUGCCCAGGGAGCAAAGCCAUAAGGGGUGGGGGCCGCCCCGUGGCUUCUCCAAAGAAGCCCAGGCCUCGGGAGGAGGUGGAACUGACACGGGCUGACGCUGCCUGGACACUGACCUACAGGGGGAGUCCGUGUGCUCUCGGCUCUGUCUGAGGUGGGGGGGCGACGAGGGGGCGGCCAGGGGCGCGUCCCCACCACCCCCGUGGGUCUCAGGGAGGCUGGUGCGACCUCAUCUUUCUCAUGGUGCUAUCCCUGGUGCUACUGGGCUGUGGGGGCUCCCUCCCCUCCCCCACGCCAGAAUGGGGUAUGUUGGGGGAUUGGAAGCACUUGAACUUUCUAUUUUAUUUUAUUAAAACCUUGUCAUAAGCA
This is a messenger RNA of Kogia breviceps (pygmy sperm whale), 2106 nucleotides long. RefSeq names its product lysine methyltransferase 5C (gene KMT5C). Gene Ontology annotation, molecular function: protein binding; histone H4K20 methyltransferase activity. The record is from RefSeq and is a predicted model, not a curated record. Lineage: Eukaryota; Metazoa; Chordata; Mammalia; Artiodactyla; Physeteridae. Gene Ontology annotation, cellular component: nucleus.